Messenger RNA from Mangifera indica (mango), 2498 nucleotides. Its product is annotated as 50S ribosomal subunit assembly factor BipA. The transcript is spliced from 18 exons. Gene Ontology annotation, cellular component: cytosol; ribonucleoprotein complex. Bases 180 to 2252 code for a protein of 690 amino acids. The record is from RefSeq and is a predicted model, not a curated record. Gene Ontology annotation, molecular function: GTP binding; GTPase activity. NCBI's taxonomy places the organism in Eukaryota, Viridiplantae, Streptophyta, Magnoliopsida, Sapindales, Anacardiaceae.
GUCUUCUAAAAAUUCUGGAUCCGAAGGGUUUUUCAUUCCCAAAACCCUCGAAGAAACCUCUCACCUCACAGUAACUAACGGUUAUCAAAUCAAAGCUCUAAGCCAUCUUCACAUGCACACAAACUAAGAACGCUCAAACACUUGAACAGUUUCCAAAACCAGAGCCAUUCUCUCCAGGAAUGGCCGGUCCCUUACUUCUCCGUUCACUCUGGUCAACCUCCAAGAGAUCAUUCUCCUCAUCGCCGUCUUCGUCUCACUUCAAAUCCUAUCUGUCAUCCGCGCGCUUUUUCUCCACCGCCGCCGAUGCCGCUGUAUGUCCAAAUCCAGCGUUGGACCCUGCGCGCCUCCGCAACGUGGCCGUCAUAGCGCACGUUGACCACGGUAAGACUACGCUUAUGGACAGGCUUUUACGACAGUGCGGCGCUGAUAUCCCUCACGAGCGCGCCAUGGACUCCAUCAGCCUUGAGCGUGAACGUGGUAUCACCAUCGCCUCUAAGGUUACAUCUAUAUCAUGGAAGGAAAAUGAACUAAACAUGGUUGAUACACCUGGGCAUGCUGAUUUUGGUGGUGAGGUUGAGCGGGUUGUUGGCAUGGUGGAAGGAGCAAUUUUAGUUGUUGAUGCUGGUGAAGGUCCUCUUGCACAGACAAAGUUUGUUCUUGCCAAAGCCUUGAAAUAUGGGCUUCGUCCCAUUCUUCUUUUGAACAAAGUUGACAGACCUGCUGUUUCUGAAGAGAGGUGUAAUGAAGUUGAGAGUCUGGUUUUCGACCUUUUUGCAAAUCUUGGCGCCACAGAGGAACAACUAGAUUUUCCAGUUCUCUAUGCCUCUGCUAAAGAAGGAUGGGCAUCUUCCACCUUCACCAAAGAUCCUCCUGGUGAUGCAAAGAACAUGUCUCAGUUGCUUGAUGCCGUCAUAAGACAUGUUCCUCCACCUAAUGCAAGCCUUGAGGCACCAUUCCAGAUGCUGGUUACAAUGAUGGAAAAGGACUUCUAUCUUGGCCGGAUAUUGACUGGACGCGUUGCUUCUGGUGUCAUUUAUGUUGGUGACAAAGUACAUGGACUUCGUAUUACUGAUUCUGGGACUGAAAAAAUCGAAGAAGGAAAGGUUCUAAAGUUAAUGAAAAAGAAAGGCACAGGCAUGGUUUUAAUAGACAGUGCAGGAGCAGGUGAUAUUAUAUCAAUAGCUGGUAUGACAAAACCGUCGAUAGGCCAUUCAGUAGCAAAUACAGAGGUCACAACUGCAUUGCCCACCAUUGAGUUGGACCCCCCAACCAUUUCCAUGACUUUUGGUGUGAAUGACUCUCCCUCGGCUGGUCGUGAUGGUAGUCAUUUGACAGGAGGAAAAAUUGGUGAUCGUUUAAUGGCUGAAGCUGAAACAAACCUUGCCAUAAAUGUACUUCCAGGCUUAGCAGAAACAUAUGAGGUUCAGGGAAGGGGCGAACUUCAACUUGGUAUACUAAUUGAGAAUAUGAGACGUGAAGGAUUUGAGCUUUCUGUCUCACCACCAAAAGUCAUGUACAAAACCGAAAAUAAUGUGAAGCUUGAGCCAAUUGAAGAAGUGACUAUUGAGGUUAAUGAAGAACAUGUGGGGCUGAUUAUGGAAGCUCUUUCUCAUAGGCGAGCUGAAGUUGUCGACAUGGGUCCUGUCCCUGGAAAUGAUGGCAGAACCAAAAUAUCUCUGACUUGUCCUUCAAGGGGCCUUGUUGGUUACAGAAGUGUGUUCAGCAGUGACACCCGAGGAACUGGCUUUAUGCACCGUGCUUUCCUAAAGUAUGAAAAAUAUCGAGGGCCUCUUGGGAAUGUUAGAAAAGGAGUGUUGGUAUCAAUGGGCUAUGGUUCAAUCACAGCACAUGCAUUAAUGAGUUUAGAAGCUCGUGGAAUUCUUUUCGUGACUCCUGGAAUGGAGACAUAUGAUGGCAUGAUUAUCGGUGAACAUUCACGGGAUACAGAUCUGGAUGUAAGAUCGAUCUUAACUCUUCAUUAUGCAUUUUUGUUUUAUCAAGGUGACCGACUUGGCUAUUAUUUUCUUUUGCAGGUCAACCCAGUGAGGGCCAAGGAACUUACUAAUGUCCGGGCUGCUGGCAAGGACGAGAACGUGAAGCUGUCUCCGCCUCGCCUUAUGACCCUGGAAGAGGCUAUAGGGUAUGUAGCUUCUGAUGAGCUUAUUGAGGUAACACCCAAGGCCAUUCGUUUAAGAAAGAGAUACCUGGAAGUCAACAAGCGUAAAGCCAUGAGUAAAAGGCCAAAGGAAUAAGCCUUUGUCCUUAACAAAUUUUUAUUCUACAAGAUUGUUGUACAAGAGGAUUAAUUUAUCGGUGAUACAAUUUUGUGACCUUACAAAGUUAUGAUACCUUAAUUGCAGGCAAUUCUUUUAGUUGGUAAUAGUAAUAGGUUGAUAUAUGAACAUGCAUAAUUAUUCAUUUACAAACAAUAAGGACUAAGGAUCCUCAAUGUUGUAUCUGAGAAACAAUAAUUAAAAAUAGAAUAUUACAUUUCCUGA